Kickxella alabastrina is the source of this 2200-nucleotide messenger RNA. RefSeq lists its product as uncharacterized. The record is from RefSeq and is a predicted model, not a curated record. Lineage: Eukaryota; Fungi; Kickxellomycota; Kickxellomycetes; Kickxellales; Kickxellaceae. The transcript is spliced from 2 exons. Bases 36 to 2063 code for a protein of 675 amino acids.
UGCCACUGCCGCCGCGUGGUGACUCGCUGGUGACAAUGAAUAUGGUGAUGUCGACGCCAGUUAUGGGCACGACCGACAGUGCGCGGACAUCGCAGGUGCGGUCGCUGGGCUCAGUCACAGCGCGGCUGUACGACCCGACGCCUCCGCUGCACGAUCCGGCACCGACACCGCCACUGAUGCCGCCUGGAGCCAACGACAUGCCCAUGUCGCCGUCCAGCCAAUCGAGCGCCAGGUGGCAGUUCAACCGGUCGAGCGCUGCCAUUUUGCCGGCGUCCCCGGCGCACGCGGCAACCGUGAUGUUGCCGAGGGCGGAUCGGCAGGUACGCCGGUCGAUGUCGUUUGCUGUGCCGCCGCCGAUCCACCAAACGGUGUCCGGCGACCAUGCGGACGUUGGCCGCUUGUCCAAGGACCUAAUGGACCGGUCGACCAGCGCUGUGCUUGCAGCCAGGCGAGUCGGUGGCGCGGGCGCUGGUGGUGGCCUGGGAAGACGUGUUGUACCGUUGGUCCCUGUGCAGACGGCGUCCACGGACUGUGAGGAGUUGGCCCCGGGCGGCAUGGGGGCGUAUGUGCAGUCGCCGACAAUGUCCUCGCAGAGGGCGCAUCAUGCGGUGAUCCACAGUCCGCUGUUGCCGUCGAUGGCCAAAUACAGCAGCAAUGCUAGCCAGCAGGUGCACACCGGAAGACCGAUUCCCAUGCAAGUGUUUUCCCCAAAGAUCGGCGGUGGUGCUUCGGUGAUUUCGUCGGUGACACAUGGGAAUAUAGCCCGCACGACGCGGCUUUCUGAGAGCAGUAGUGGCAGCCGGUCUGCUGCUGCUGGUGAUUACCACCAGCAACAUAGCCAUCAUGGCCAGCAUAGUCAGAAUAGUCAGAAGCCGGGAUUAGCUGCGAAUUUCUCCGAGGCGCAGCAGCAGAAGCUCCAUCCUAUUGGGAGAGCCGAUCCCAUGUUCAUGCGGCAGCAGAUGCAGCAGAUGCAAAUCCAGUAUCCGGCAACCGUGUCGUCUCCUGGCGGCAACAACUACAUCCAGCAAUAUGAAGCGGAUGCUAAGGUAUUUCAGAUGCAGAGACACAAUUUUGCAUCACCACAGCAGCACAGCAGCAGCAGCAAGGAAUUACUGGCAGCGGACGUGCUGUCUUACCAGCAGCCGCAGCAGCAGCCUAACCACCAGCAGCAUCAGUACAACUUUCAACAAAUCCAGCCGCGCUCCCUAGACACCGUUGUUAUACCCCGGAAGCCGCGGCAACCACAGGGUGCAGUGAUAUACGAGAAUGGUAGCAACAGCAACAGCAGUAUGGCCAAUCAUAUCCAGGUGAUGGUCCCCGCCGGACACCUCUCCAUUGUGUACCCGGACUCGCCCAUGUCUAAGGCUGACACGCUGCGGCGCAGCAGCAUAGACUCUCUGACGAUGCGCUUAGCCCAGAGCAAUCUUAACCUCACAUCGGCAGGACCACCAGCGUCCACUGCUGCUAAUGUGCACGCAUAUUUGGUUGAUCCUGACCGCCCCAACAGCGUGAACCUCCAUGCAACACCUUCAAACUCUACGACGCUGCAUUCCAUCAGCCAUCUUCAGCAGCAGCAGCACCAGCAGACGUAUACGCGUCGGGCAGGGAAUAUUGUUUUGGGCACUGGGAGCAGCAACCAAAUGUACUCCAUGCAGAGGAUGGCCGAUAGCGACAGCAGGAUCGCCGAGCGGGGUCGCGACGACUACGGCUUGCCAGAUAUUUCGUCUACCGGAUCACCGCUGAUGCCCGCCGGGUACGAGCUCGGUGCUGCUAGCCGAGACUCUAUCUAUAUGCAGUUGCAGCAUCCACAAAACACCAGUGGUGGUGGUGGUGAUGGUUGGCCUAGAGGGAUGAGUCGCAAGGAAUUGACAGAUGAUGAGUUAUACGUUGAGGGAAAUGGUGGUAGUCCGAGAAGAUCCAGAUCUCUGCGUAACACCAUUACUUCGCUGAGACGCAGGCUGUCAAAGUCCAGCAGAAAUGGAUCCGGUGCUGGCGCUGGCGCUGGGGGGAAUCCCGAGAGCUCACUGGAUGCGCUUGUGCCGCAGGGAGCCGGCGCCCAGUAAUUCUCUGCAGUUUUUUUUACAUCGACGCGACCCGAUCAUUUUGAGGAACGAAUUGCUUUUCCUUUUUUUGUGUUUUUUAUUUAAUGUUUAAUUUUUUGGGCACAUAUUUAUACUAUGUUGUUGGUGGGGAACACGUG